This is a messenger RNA of Amaranthus tricolor (Joseph's coat), 1164 nucleotides long. RefSeq lists its product as uncharacterized. The transcript has a single exon. The record is from RefSeq and is a predicted model, not a curated record. NCBI's taxonomy places the organism in Eukaryota, Viridiplantae, Streptophyta, Magnoliopsida, Caryophyllales, Amaranthaceae. The coding region runs from base 1 to 1107 and encodes 368 amino acids.
AUGGCUCCUAAGCAUCUCUUUCUUGCCUCCUUUCUUCUUUUGUCAUUACUACUUGUUGCUUCUGCAAGCGACUACUACACCCCUUCAACCUUAUACAAGUCUCCGACUUAUUCACCAUCCCCAAUUUACAAGUCACCAUACCACUCUCCAUCUCUAAUAUACAAGACACCUUACUACUCGCCAACACCAGUCUACAAAUCCCCCUACUAUUCUCCAUCACCAGUCUACAGGUCCCCAUACUACUCUCCAUCACCGGUUUACAAGUCUCCUUACUACUCUCCUUCACCGGUUUACAAGUCACCUUACUACUCCCCUUCACCGGUUUACAAGUCUGCACAUUACACCCCAGCUCCACUUUAUAAGACUUCAUACUACUCUCCAACCCCUGUCCACAAGUAUCCAUACUACUCUCCAUCACCUGUUUACAAGAAGCCAAUGUACACACCUGCGUAUAACAAGAAGCCUGAAUACACCUCAUCGCCAGCUUACUACAAGAAGCCUAAAUACAACCCAUCAACAGCAUACUAUAAGAAGCCCGAAUACACUCCAUCACCGGCAUAUUAUAAAAAACCUGAAUACACCCCUACACCAACAUACUACAUGAAGCCUGAAUACACUCCAUCACCAGUUUACUACAAGAAACUUGAAUACAACCCAACACCAGCAUAUUACAAGAAGUCUGAAUACACCCCAUCACCUGCUUACUACAAGAAGCCUGAAUACACCCCAUCACCAACAUAUUAUAAGAAGCCUAAAUACACUUCAUCACCAGCUUACUAUAAGAAGUCUGAAUACACCCCAUCACCUGCCUACUACAAGAAGCAUGAAUACACCCCAUCACCAACAUACUACAACAAGCUUGAAUAUACUCCAUCACCACCUUACUACAAUAAACCUGAAUAUACCUCAACACCAGCUUACUACAAGAAGCCUGAAUACACCCCAUCACCAGCAUACUACAAAAAGCCUGAAUACGUCCCAUCACCAACAUACUAUAAGAAGCCUGAAUAUACCCCAUCACCAGCAUAUUACAAAAAGCCUGAAUAUAUCCCAUCACCAACAUACUAUAAAAAGCCCGAGUACAUUCUACCACCAACAUAUUACUAGAAACCUGAAUACAUUCCACCAACGAAUUACAAGAAGCCUUACUCUUACUAAUUUAUU